GCGGGGCCGCGCCGCCGAGGCGCCGGGCCGGGGUCGGGCGGGCUCUGCCACCGCGGGCCUCCGCCGAACGCAGGCCGGCGCUUCCUGCUCCAAACGGGCGGGUGUUGGAACGGGAGUGCUCAGCCUUCCUCCCCGAGGCAGGCUGGCGCUGGCGGUGCGGCCCGGGAGCGCUCGGUGCGCUCCCGCCGCCAGCACGUGUGACAGCCGCGGGGAGCCCCGCCGCUGCCCUGCCGCUGCUGCCCGGGGUGCCGGCCUGCUGUGACCUUGGGAAGCGGAGCCACGGCCUCCCCACGCGGGCUAUUGCAAGGAGCAGCGCUGCCUUCUGGGUUUGAGGUUUGGAUUUGCUUUGGAAGUCAGAGAGCAGUUGCUGCCUCGUUCUACCUACGUUCAACUUUUAAUAUAGUAGUAUUACUGCAAACAGGAAAAAAAGGAGACAAGUAUCUCCAUACCUAACUGGAAACGGGAGACUUUGCUCUGAAAUAAUUGAUAAACAAGUGUGAAGCAUGAGGAUCAACUCUGCUGUUCAGGCUGCUAUUGACCUCACAGCAGGUGCUGCAGGUGGGACAGCCUGUGUGGUGACUGGCCAGCCCUUUGACACUGCAAAGGUGAAGAUGCAGACAUUCCCCAACAUGUACAAAGGACUUGUUGACUGUUUUGUCAAAACCUAUAAGCAAGUGGGAUUUCGAGGCUUCUACAAGGGAACCACACCAGCACUUGUAGCCAACAUUGCAGAGAACUCCGUUCUGUUCAUGUGCUAUGGAUUUUGCCAACAAAUUGUGAGAAGAAUUGUUGGAGUAGACAGGAAAACAAAGCUCAGUGAUCUACAGAACGCUGCUGCAGGCUCCUUUGCCUCUGCCUUUGCCACCCUUGUCCUCUGUCCCACAGAGCUGGUGAAGUGCCGGCUACAGGCCAUGCAUGAAAUGGAGUUGUCAGGAAGGAUAAUCCAGGGACACAAUACAGUUUGGUCAGUAGUGAAGGGUGUUAUCCAAAAGGAUGGUCCCCUUGGAUUCUAUCGUGGCCUGUCAAGCACUUUGCUGCGGGAAGUCCCAGGCUAUUUCUUCUUCUUUGGAGGGUAUGAACUGAGCCGGACAUUCUUUGCCUCUGGGAGAUCAAAAGAUGAAUUAGGUCUCAUCCCUUUGUUACUAAGUGGAGGUUUUGGAGGCAGCUGUCUGUGGAUUGCUGUGUAUCCUGUGGACUGUGUCAAAUCUAGAAUUCAGGUUCUUUCAAUGGCUGGAAAACAAGCAGGCUUUAUGGGAACAUUUGUAACUGUUGUGAGAACUGAAGGCGUGCUUGCCUUGUAUUCUGGACUAACGCCAACUAUGAUCCGUGCAUUCGUGGCCAACGGGGCACUGUUCCUUGCCUACGAGUACAGCCGGAAACUUAUGAUGAAACAGAUAGAUUCUUACUGAUACCGCCUAGCAAACGAAGAACAAGAGAUUGUUUAAGGGUCAUUUAAAUAAAUGAUGAAAAACA
This is a messenger RNA of Onychostruthus taczanowskii (white-rumped snowfinch), 1473 nucleotides long. RefSeq names its product solute carrier family 25 member 15 (gene SLC25A15). Bases 504 to 1409 code for a protein of 301 amino acids. NCBI's taxonomy places the organism in Eukaryota, Metazoa, Chordata, Aves, Passeriformes, Passeridae. Gene Ontology annotation, biological process: mitochondrial L-ornithine transmembrane transport. The record is from RefSeq and is a predicted model, not a curated record. The transcript is spliced from 8 exons. Gene Ontology annotation, molecular function: L-ornithine transmembrane transporter activity.